UCAAGUUCGAUGGCCUCCACAGAAGAUCUUGUCCCGGUGAGGAGCGGUAGAUGUCCCUCCUGCCGCUCGUGUGGUUCCAACUGGGUGACAAAGUCGCUCCGUAAACGUCUGGACAAAACUCUCAGCUCGCAAGCCGCGGUCGGCAUCAUCGUUUGCGUCACGGUUUGCGUCGCCGUUGCUUCGUUCCUGUCCUUCCAAGACGCCAUGUCGAGCUGCGAGGACAAGUCCGAGGUUCUACUGAUAGUUUUCACCGUCUUCGUGUACCUCGGAAUCCCCUGUCUCGCGGCCAUGGCCUACGCCAUCCGGCGGGAUGCCUUCGUAACAGACGACAGCGACCAUGGAUUUGGGACAGAAAGCAUGGAACUGUCUUUGAUUUUCGUGUCAUUUGUUUUUCCAGCUGUCGGCUGUGUUGCUCUUGACGUCGUCUUCUUUCUGCUGCUCGGUUCCUGCUUUCACCGCGAUGGAAGCUUCCCUGCGUCUUCAGCCAGCUACCGAGUCGGCAUGGCGUUUCACGUGGGGAGGUUGGUUUUCGUGGUGACGCAGGUCGCCAUGGUCGGGUGGUGUUUCUGGACCAGGAGCUUUGCCAGACAGAAAGUGUACACGGCUUUGCUAUUUACCGCUGUCGUCACGUCGAACUUGGCAUCCUGCUUUUACGAAAUCGUGGACAGGCCGUCGGUGCUGUGUACAAACAACAACACGUGCUGGGACACCGCCGCCUCGAAAUCGGACACCUGUCGCGACGUUGACGCUUUCACCGUGGAAUACUGUACCUACGUACAGUUUCAGCUGUACUGCCAACCGCUUGUUGGAACGUUUGCAAUGCUCUCCCUCGCCACCAUGUACCGCAUGUGGACCACAGCACACGAGGGGGUGGUGGAAAACACUGAUGACAGGCGCCCUGUACGUGCACAACCAAAUGUUACGGGACGCCGCCGCACUGGCGCGUUUGCGAAGUUGUUCACGGUAACCGUAGCAGUUCUCUCCGUCACUUUUUGGGCUAUCACCAAUCAGGCCACCACGGUGUCGAGCUCGGCAGACUACUACAAAGUCGUCCUGUACUACUCCACCAAGGUACUGUACUCCUCCCUGUUCACAAUAUCGACGAUAGCUGGAUGCGUCCGUACCCGAGCCGUCGGUACCACCGCCUAUCGGCCCCGCGUCGCUGACAUCUUGCUGCUUCUCCUAAGCGCAGCGGGACUGUUGGUGUUCGUCGGAAGAGUAUUGUGGGGAGUCGGCAGCCAGGCAUCGGUACCCUUUCAGUAUACGCCACCGGGUUGCACAUACCACAUAACAGAGGGCGACUUCGGAAAACUAAGAGCUGUCUUAAUCGCAGACGUCGUGCUGACGUUGGCGCAACUUAUUCUACAAACGACGUCCCUGCUUUCAGCCAUAAGUCACAAGCAGUUAGAGGGCAGCGUGGAAUCCCACUACGGGCUCCUCUGUCUCUUCAAUUUCUGUGUUUGGAUCAACGGUAGUUUCUUCGAGGUCCAGUCCACGCCGCUGGUGACGUGCUACACGACUCCCGUUCCGCGCGCGGCGUUCGGGUUCGGCGAUUGGAACGUCUUCCUCCACCUCCUGCAGCCCGUCUGCACGUUCUACUGGCUGUGGUCGCUCCUGCUCAUGAUGCGGCUGCUUUUGCAGAGGGUACGCGUGAGUCCGGGCUCCGGAGGAACCACUGAGACCGCACACGCCCGCCGCAGCCCGACUGUAUCAGCAGCCGUUGAACUCUCUCCUCUGAGAGAUGCUCACUAAUGCCACACGCAACAGGACUGUCGCACGACGCUUGACGUAUGUAAAUACUGCAACUGUCUUACGACAGCUGAAUACUGCAACUGUCGUACGACAUGUACAGAUGAUGGUUUCACCCAAAGAAACAAAUGGUAGCGUUGUGUUCCAUUAGGAAGAUGAUGCGACAUUCAUCUUAGUUAUGCGUAGUGUUAACUAUAGGCAUCCGGUGCAGUUUUUA
Messenger RNA from Branchiostoma belcheri (Belcher's lancelet), 1966 nucleotides. RefSeq lists its product as uncharacterized. Gene Ontology annotation, cellular component: membrane. Gene Ontology annotation, molecular function: proton channel activity. Lineage: Eukaryota; Metazoa; Chordata; Leptocardii; Amphioxiformes; Branchiostomatidae. The record is from RefSeq and is a predicted model, not a curated record. The coding region runs from base 10 to 1752 and encodes 580 amino acids. Gene Ontology annotation, biological process: proton transmembrane transport. The transcript has a single exon.